AUGAAGAACCAAGAUCCCAGCCAAGUGUCGUCUCCUACGACAGAAAAGGUUCAACAUGACAUUACUUCAUCGUCGGCCCCUGUGGAGAGUCAUGUCAGAAGCUCAGAGGAGGUAGAGAAGCCACAGGGCAACUACAGCAGUCACUCGGAUGACGACGACAACGAUGAUGAUGACUCGAGCGACUCGUCGUCUGGCCACCACGGCUCGAGGCGAAGUUCCGUCGCCACUGCGAGAAUGCGGACGCUAUCACGGACCGCCUCGGACAUUCACGACGGCGUGGAGAAUCGGCGAGACUUGGAGAUUGGCCAGCCCAUGGAGCACAAGGUCACCACUACGGCCCCAGACCCAAACGACCCGGACCUGGUUACCUGGACCGGACCGGACGAUCCCGAGAACCCCAAGAAUUGGGCCUUUGGCAGAAAGUGGCUGACCGUAUUUGUCGUCUCCACCUUUACCCUCAUAUCGCCGCUCUCAUCGUCCAUGGUCUCGCCGGCCUUGACCACCAUUGGUGAAGAGUUUAAUGUACCCGCUGGAACGGAACAGGCCAUCAUUCUGUCUAUAUUUGUGUUGGCUUAUGCCAUUGGUCCCUUGGCAUGGGGACCAUUGUCUGAAAUUUACGGCAGAAUGCUCGUCUUGCAAACCACGAAUGUGCUAUAUCUAUUCUUCAACCUCGGCUGCGGUCUCGCCAAGACCAAGGGUCAGCUCAUCGCCUUCCGAUUUCUGUCCGGCCUGGGUGGUUCUGCCCCUUUGGCAAUUGGUGGCGGUGUUCUAGGAGAUCUGUUCAAUGCAGAAGAGAGAGGCAAAGCCAUAUCGCUCUACUCUCUCUGCCCUUUGCUUGGACCAGCCAUUGGUCCUAUCAUCGGUGCGUUUGUCACCCAAAACACAACGUGGAGGUGGACCUUUUAUGCGACUACAAUCGCAGAUGCUGCCAUUCAGAUCUCCGGCAUCAUCUUCUUGCGGGAAACCUAUGUGCCCGUCUUGCUUGCUUGGAAGAGAAAGAAGCUCGUCAAGGAGACUGGCAACGAGAAUCUCCACACGCCCUUUGACCAUCCCGACAGGACCUUGGCCAAGACAUUGCGCGUGGCUUUUGUGCGGCCCUUCCGCCUCUUGAGCACGCAAGUCAUCCUUCAGAUCCUUGCACUGUACAUGAUGUUCCUCUACGGGCUCAUGUAUAUUGUACUGGUCUCAUUUCCCAGCCUCUGGGCGACACCGGAACCGGAGGGUUACGGCGAGAGCCUCGGCAUCAGUGGUCUCAAUUACAUCUCACUGGGCGUUGGGUUUUUCUUGGGAGCUCAGGUGUGCGCACCGCUCCAGGAUCGCGUCUACGCCGGCCUCAAGGCCCGCAAUGGCGGCCCCGGCCGGCCAGAGUACCGAGUCCCCAUGAUGGUACCUGGUGCGGUCCUUGUACCAGUCGGCCUGUUCAUUUACGGAUGGACUGCUGAAUACAAGACUCAUUGGAUUGGGCCCAACAUCGGUGCUGCCCUCUUUGCUGCCGGUACAAUCAUUGGUUUCCAGUGCGUGCAGACGUACCUUGUCGACACAUACACUCGCUACGCCGCGAGCGCCGUCGGUGCGGCCACGGUCCUGCGAUCCCUCGCUGGCUUUGGCUUUCCACUCUUCGCUUCGAGUCUAUAUGAUCGGUUGGGUCUUGGAUGGGGUAACUCGCUGCUAGCAUUCCUGGCCAUUGCCAUUGGCUGGCCGAGUCCCAUUUUGCUUUGGUUUUACGGAGAGAAGUUGAGAAAGAGAAGUCCAUUUGCAGCUGGACAAUGA
Messenger RNA from Pestalotiopsis fici W106-1, 1770 nucleotides. RefSeq lists its product as uncharacterized. Bases 1 to 1770 code for a protein of 589 amino acids. The record is from RefSeq and is a predicted model, not a curated record. The transcript is spliced from 3 exons. Gene Ontology annotation, molecular function: transmembrane transporter activity. Gene Ontology annotation, biological process: transmembrane transport. Lineage: Eukaryota; Fungi; Ascomycota; Sordariomycetes; Amphisphaeriales; Sporocadaceae.